AAUACGACAAGGAAGUGGACGUUAAUGGACGUCGGUUUAAAUGAUAUAGAGCUUAGUGUCAGUUGUUAAUAUAUUUCUCGUUUUAUCGUUUUGACGGUUGGGUGUUAAGUGUCGGGAGGGUACACGAGAGUACCCGGAAAACCCGCUGCUGGACGUUUUAAUCUGCAGAGCAGCGAUGAACACAGACGUGGAAUUUCACAUCAGGCAAAAUUAUCCGUGGAACAAACUGCCAGCCAAUGUCAAGCAGAGUCUUGGAAACUCACAGAGGGAGUAUGACAAGCAGGUCUUGCUGUACAGCAUACGAAACCAGCUGCGGUUCCGCAACAAUCUGGUCAGGCACGUGAAGAAGGACGAGCGGAACUAUUACGAGGAGCUGCUGAAGUACAGCCGGGAACACCUGAUGCUGUACCCGUACCAUCUAUCCGACAUCAUGGUCAAAGGGUUGCGGGUCACGCCCUUCUCCUACUACAUCAGCAUCAUGGAGGACAUUAUGAACAGUGAGAAGAGCUACGACUCUCUGCCCAACUUCACUGCUGCUGACUGUCUGAGGCUUCUCGGUAUCGGGCGUAACCAGUACAUCGAUUUAAUGAACCAGUGCAGGUCAUCGAAAAAAUUCUUCCGAAGAAAAUCGGCAAGGGAUCUUCUGCCAGCCAAACCAGUGGAGAUCUCGGUGGAGCCGUGGUGGGUAGCGCAAACCGGAUACAUCACAGAGGACGACAUAAGGAUCUGUUCUUCAGCGGAGAAGAGGGCCAUUGAUAAGAUGAUUGAUUCCGGACCCCAGCUGGCUGGAUCAAUGGAGUACAAUGUGGUUCUCAGUUUGUAUAACAGAGGAUUUAUUUACCUUGAUGUGCCCAUAUCUGAUGACAGCUGUAUAUCAGUGCCGCCUCUGGAGGGCUUCGUCAUGAACAGGGUGCAGGGUGAUUACUUCGAGACGCUGUUGUACAAAAUCUUUGUGUCCAUUGAUGAGCAGACCAAUGUCUCUGAGCUGGCAAACGUACUGCAGAUUGACUUGGGCCUGGUGAAGAAUGCCGUGUCCAUGUACUGCCGACUUGGUUUCGCCAUCAAGAAAGGUCAGGUGAUCAGCCCCGAGCAGCUGCACCCGUCAUGGAAAAGCGCCCCAUCUGUUAACAAACUAAAGGGCACUAUGGACCCUCAGAAGAUGCUGCUGUCCUGGGAAGGGAGCAGUCCAGUAAUGGAGGCUGGUUCCUCCGCUACAGAUACAGACACCACUAGUUUGGAGGAUCAAGACGCUGUGAGUGUGAGUAGUUUAAGUAUUCCUGCGGCCCCCACGAAGAGAAUCGCCUUCCUGUUUGAUUCCACCCUCACGGCCUUCCUCAUGAUGGGCAACCUUUCCCCCAACUUAAAGAGCCAUGCGGUGACCAUGUUUGAGGUGGGGAAGCUGUCGGAUGAGACCCUGGACAGUUUUUUGAUGGAACUGGAGAAGGUGGAGAGCACUGCCGAAGGAGAAGCUCAGAGGUAUUUCGAUCAUGCGCUUACCCUCAGGAACACGAUACUCUUUCUGCGCUACAACAAAGAGCUGACUCCUGAUCAGGGCCCCGACGUACCAAACAUAGGCCUGCCUCUGGACCUCCUCCGAUGUGAGAGUCUGCUGGGAUUAGAUCCUGCCACCUGCAGCCGGGUGCUCAACAAGAACUACAAGCUGCUGGUUUCCAUGGCGCCGCUAAGCAACGAGAUCCGGCCAAUCAGCAGCUGUACGCCCCAGCACAUUGGGCCAGCAAUCCCCGAGGUCAGCUCCAUUUGGUUUAAGCUCUAUUUGUACCAUGUGACCGGCCAGGGUCCUCCUUCGCUGUUGCUGUCCAAGGGCUCUAGACUACGCAAACUUCCAGAAAUCUUCCAGACCUAUGACCGGCUCCUCAUCACGUCCUGGGGUCACGACCCUGGCGUGGUGCCCACGUCAAACGUCCUGACCAUGCUGAACGAUGCCUUGACUCAUUCUGCUGUUCUCAUCCAGGGUCAUGGCAUGCACGGUCAUGGGGAAACAGUUCACGUCCCGUUCCCUUUUGAUGAAGAGGACCUCAAAGGAGAGUUCUCCUAUUCCAACAUGUGUGCACACAAGGCGCUGAAGGUGCUGCGGGAAAAAGUGGAUCUGGCGCACCAGUGCGGCUACAUCACAAUGUUAAACUACAACAACAGGAACCGCCGCAGGCCCAGUGACACCGACGCAGCCGGAGACACCGAACUCGGUACAGGCUUCGACGGCAACGGGAGCAGCGAGUCUUUCGAGCUGGUUACCGAAGAGAACAAUGGGGACAGCGGGAAGAAGCAGGGAACAGAGGGGUCUUCCAGUGAGGACGAGUGGGUACCUCUGGAGCUGUGCUUCGGAAUGCCGCUCUUCAGCUCGGAGCUAAACCGCAAAGUGUGCCAGAGGAUCGUCUCACACAAACUCUGCAGCAAAGACAGCCUUCAGGAGCUACUACAUUCCAGUCGGAAGCUGUCCUUGAAAGUUUUGAGUUUUGUGCAAUCAUUCCAAGACUCCAGCCAUUCCGGUGACCCAGACAGCGGGAUAUCGGCGCCUCUUUGCCAGCCACCCGCUGAGACUGGCGUCCCCCUCCCUGCUAUAAACCUCCUCUUUAAGGACGGGCAGCUGAAGGAGUGGAGCGGGCGAGCCCCGCCUUCUCUCCACCUCUCCACCGUACAGAAAGACCAGCCCACAUAAAACCACACCCUAAAACAAAUAUAUAUAGAUAUAUAGAUAUAUAUAUAAUAAAAAAAAAAUCUCCACACCAGUCACCAUCCUACCCGGUCCCCAUCAUCCUGAUUGAUUCCUGAGCUAGCAGUGUUACUAUCUGGGCUCUGUUUGGUUACAGCCGAGCAUAACGCUCUGUGCUAAUUCGGUGAUCUGGACAUGAUCGCAUUAACCCCAGCCCCCUCCGUCAUCAGCUGUCCAUUUCUCUGUGUUCGGUUUAUUCAGUAUCAAAACACAAAAUAAUCUGACAUAAGUGUUUUGGGGAAAAAAAAAGAAUAGGACAAGCCCUGUGGAUGGAUGAAGUCACCCGGGUCUCUUAUAAAAUGCCUCUUUGUACUGUCAUGUCGUGUGACCUGAUGCAUGAUGUCAUUGCACAAAAUCUCACAAGAGCAACUUGACAAAAAAUGGUUUUGCGAUGGUGGCCAUGAAAAUGGGGUUUUUACUUUUGCACAAGGUCUGUAGAAUUUCCUUGACAUGUGCUUUUUUUGUUUUUAAAUCGUUAAUCCUUGCCUGUUAGUAGAGAGAGAUUAAGAUUUCAUCAUAACUGUUUGUUUUGUCCCCUCUGUCAUGUUUUUGGGAAACCAGAGUAUAAUACUGGAUGCUUUCGACUUCAUUCUUUGCUGUUGUAUCACCAAAGAUUAUUAUUUUUGAAUUUUUUUAUUAUUCAAUUUCGACAGUAAUUUUAGUGUUAUUUUGCAGCAUUAUACAGGAAUUGUUCGCUUCCCAAGAGACUGAAAUGAACUCUGUGCUUGUGUACUCAAUGGUACCCUGUUUAAGGAAUUCAUCAUUUGGAUUGAGUUUACAGCUGAGUCCAGAGUCGAGUCCACCAUUCCAAACCUUAAAGAUCAUGCUCGGUAAUAUUCCUCCUAAUCUCUGAGGUUAUAACGAUGUAGCAUCGCUACCGUGUUAAAUCCUGUAGCCAAUCAGGCUCCAUUUCCCUUUUCUGUCUCUCUCUAUGGACAAGGUUAUUAAUGGUUGACAUGAGAUCUUGGUGCAGCAUGAUGAGUGUUUAGAAACCAUUGUGUGUAUUGUGCAUCAUUCUUGCACCUUCUUUCGCUGAAUUUCUAUUUGCACCCCCCCACAGGAACUUCCGCUCUGGAGACUCUCGUGAACCCUUCGUCAUUUCUCUGUUCAUGAUCCAUCUUAGUGUUAGAGAAAAAAAAAUUGUUAGUUUUAUAAUCAGCAUUUUAGGAACUCUUUGUUGUAAGGUGUUUGAUGGGACUUUAAAUAAUUUUCUUGUAAUUACCUGGGUCGAAACGUGACAUUCCCUUUCACCCCACCCCACCCAAAAAUAUAUGGCAUACCAAUAUGUACAAAGUAUAUAAUAAAUCUAAAUAAAUAAAUAUGGUGCAACAAUGUUCCCCAUAAAACCCAUUUAGACACGUAAUGCUUGUCUGGUGCUGUAAUUGCGACGGAAGCACAAACGCAGAGUGCCGGCAGUGGGUCAGCAGGUGAUGACGCAUAAAAAUGCAACAGUCUGAGCAAAGGUCUGAGUAUGAAUGAGAAUGGGACUGAAUGUUUUUUUUUUCCCCCACUUUCUGUCUCAUCAUCUUAUGCCUGAGUGUUUUUCAUUCACUGUAUUCAAAUGUAACUUUUAUAGCUUUCAGGUGGUGAGAUUUUUCAACGAUAUACAAACUUAAAAAACGAAAAACUACAGGUUUUCCUGAAAUAUGUUUUUCUUUUGGGUGUACAGUAUGUCAAGUAAGGCUACUGCAUUUAAAAUCAGUUUACUCCCAAAAGGGAAAAGGAAGGAUAUUUGUCACACAUACAAGGGGCGUUCAAGUCAAACCAGGAAUUAUAAAUGUGCAGAGUAACACAGUCAUAAGAGUAAAAACUCCCUUUAUUUCUCUAUAUAAUCCCCUGCUACUCUAAUGCACUUAUCCCAGCGUUUCACUAGAGCGUGGACACCAUAAUCAUACAACAUUUUCUCAGUACAUCUGCUUCACAUGUUGAAGUCUCCUGUAGUGGCCCAAACAUGUGGAAAUUGCUUGGUGCGAGGUCAGGACUGUAGGGGUAUUAUGUAGUUGUUUUUUUUGUUUGUUUGUUUUUCGCUUCUUGCUUCUGCAUUGGGGAUGUAAGGAAAAAUUAUUUUAGAUUUUAGUCAUGUCUGAAACACUGGCCUCCGUGGACCUCCUUUAAUGGCCCUGACAUAUGGAAAUGGCUUGGAGUAAGGUCAGGACUAUGUGGGGGAUGUGGCAAUAACUCCUACCUGAGUUCCUGUAAUGUGCACGUGGUGUUGGUAAAUGAUCCACACGAUCAUUGAUCAUGAAUUACAUUUCCCACAGACAGAUGCGUCUCUCCUGCAAGUUGCCUAAAAGUUAUCCGUCGAUUUUUACGGAUCAUGCGUUCCACUGGCUGAAUGUCCACCAUUCAAAUGUUUUAUUGCGGCUAAUAGUCUGAUCACCGUACUGUUCUUGACAUCUUCAUCGCCCAAGUUUGACUUGAACGCCCCUUAUAUAUUACAUCAUGGUAACAGCCAUGCUCGAGGGUCACAGUGAAGUAACAUUGUGAUGCUGGGGCCUGAACCGACAACGUUCUGAUCAGGUACCCAGAGUGUUAAGCAUUGAUUUGCAUCAAAGAAAUUUUUGACAGCAAGAAUCUUAUUGCAAAUGUGUUUGAAGUCUUUUGUCUGAUUUACUACAUCACAAAACUAUCUAACAAAGUACUGUUCUCAAAUUAUGAUCACACAAAGAUAUAAAAC
Molecule: messenger RNA, 5408 nt
Organism: Clarias gariepinus (North African catfish)
Lineage: Eukaryota; Metazoa; Chordata; Actinopteri; Siluriformes; Clariidae
Gene: fam91a1
Product: family with sequence similarity 91 member A1
Exons: 24
Coding region: 176-2677 (833 amino acids)
Biological process (GO): intracellular protein transport
Cellular component (GO): trans-Golgi network; cytoplasmic vesicle
Source: RefSeq, a predicted model, not a curated record